Indicator indicator is the source of this 1380-nucleotide messenger RNA. RefSeq names its product lysosomal acid glucosylceramidase-like. Lineage: Eukaryota; Metazoa; Chordata; Aves; Piciformes; Indicatoridae. Gene Ontology annotation, molecular function: glucosylceramidase activity. The record is from RefSeq and is a predicted model, not a curated record. Bases 250 to 1380 code for a protein of 376 amino acids. Gene Ontology annotation, biological process: glucosylceramide catabolic process. The transcript is spliced from 9 exons.
CUGCUGCAGGUGGUGUCCUGGGCCACAGGUGCCCGGCGCUGCAGCCCCAAGCACUUCGGCCAUGAUUCCAUCGUGUGCGUCUGCAAUGCCACCUACUGCGACACACUGGACCCCGUGGAGCUGCCAGCCCCGGGCGCCUACAUCAAGUAUGAGAGCAGCAAGGCUGGCAAGCGGCUGGAGCGCAGCGAAGGCAAAUUCCAGAGCAGCCUGCACGCCCCAGGGAUUGAGUACAACCUCCUCCGGCUCCCCAUGGCUUGCAGCGACUUUUCCACACGCCCCUACAGCUACGACGACGUCCCCCACGACUUUGAGCUGAAGCACUUCAGGCUGGCAGAAGAAGAUUUGAAGAUGAAGAUCCCUCUCCUGCACCGAGCUUCGGCCAUGAGCAGGAGGCCACUGUCACUGCUUGCCAGUCCCUGGACCGCCCCAGGCUGGAUGAGGAGCAACGGCGAUGUCCGUGGGAAGGGCGCCCUGAAGGGGCAGGCAGGGGACAAGUACCACAGGACCUGGGCCAACUACUUCAUCAAGUUCCUGGACGAAUAUGCCAAGCACAAUGUGACCUUCUGGGCAGUGACUGCACAGAACGAGCCCCUGGCAGCGCUCCUCACGCCCCCCCAGUUCCCCACCAUCGCCUUCACCGCCAUGAGCCAGAGGGACUUCGUGGUCCACGACCUGGGCCCCGCGCUGGCACGCAGUGCCCACCGCACCCGGCUCAUCAUCAUGGACGACCAACGCAUCCACCUCCCACACUGGGCCAAAGUGGUCCUGGGCAAUGCCACUGCUGCUCGCUACUCUGCUGGUGUGGGAAUUCACUGGUACCUGGACAGCAUUGUCCCUGCCAGCUGCCUGGAUGCCACCCACAAGCUCUUCCCUGACCAUUUUCUCCUCUACACGGAGGCCUGCAGUGGCUUCCUCACCUUCCGCUUCUCCGUGUCCCUGGGCUGCUGGGAGCGAGGGGUCCACUACAGCCACAGCAUCCUGACGGUCCUGAACCACUUUGUGGCUGGCUGGAUUGACUGGAACCUGGCCCUGGACCUCCAGGGGGGUCCCAACUGGGUCAAGAACUACGUGGACAGCCCUGUCAUCGUGGACAGCAGCAAGGACGUCUUCUACAAGCAGCCCAUGUUCUACCACCUGGGGCACUUCAGCAAGUUCAUCCCAGAGGGCUCACAGCGUGUGGGGCUGCACAGCAGCCGCCGGUGCCUCACCUGCCAGCUGGAGCAUGUGGCUGCCCUGCGCCCCGAUGGGGCUCUUGUCCUGGUGGUCCUCAACAAGUUUGGCUGGGAUGUGCCAUUCGGGAUCCGGGACCCUGCCCUGGGUUUCAUCGAGGCUGUGGCUCCAGCCAACUCCAUCCAGACCUACCUGUGGCGUCAGCAGUGA